Molecule: messenger RNA, 1318 nt
Organism: Paralichthys olivaceus (Japanese flounder)
Lineage: Eukaryota; Metazoa; Chordata; Actinopteri; Pleuronectiformes; Paralichthyidae
Source: RefSeq, a predicted model, not a curated record
ACUGAAUGUGACCUGGAAAAAGGUUUGGAGAUGAGGAAGUGGGUCCUGUCUGGGAUCUUGGCCACAGAGGAAUCAUACCUCAGUCACCUGGAGGCUCUGCUGCUGCCCAUGAAGCCUCUGAAGGCUGCAGCCACAACAUCGCAGCCCGUCCUCACCGUGGCCCAGAUAGAAACCAUCUUCUUCAAAGUGCCUGAGCUGUACGAGAUCCACAAGGAGUUCUACGAUGGACUCCUGCCCCGCGUGCAGCAGUGGAGCCACCACCAGAGAGUCGGGGACCUCUUCCAGAAACUGGCCAGCCAACUGGGAGUUUACCGAGCGUUCGUGGACAACUACGAGCUGGCCGUGGAGACUGCGGAGAAGUGCUGCCAGGCGAACACGCAGUUUGCAGAAAUCUCUGAGAACCUGAAGGUGAGGAGCCCCAAAGACUGUAAAGACCAGACGGGCAAGAACUCUCUUGAGGCUUUACUAUAUAAACCAGUGGACAGAGUAACACGUAGCACAUUGGUACUUCAUGACUUACUCAAACACACGCCCACGAGCCACCCGGACCACGCUCUGCUGCAGGACGCUCUGCGGAUCUCCCAGAACUUCUUGUCCAGCAUCAACGAGGAGACGACGCCGCGGCGCCAGUCUAUGACCGUCAAGAAGGGAGAGAACAGGCAGCUGCUGAGGGACAGUUUCAUGGUGGAGUUGGUGGAAGGAGCCAGGAAGCUGCGACACGUCUUCCUCUUCACGGAUCUGCUGCUCUGCGCCAAACUGAAAAAACAGAUCGGAGGAAAAAGCCAGCAGUACGACAGUAAGUGGUACAUCCCCCUGACCGAACUGACCUUCCAGGGUCCAGAGGAGACCGAACCACUCACCAUCCCCCAGGUCCCCGAUGAGGAGCUCGAUGCCAUGAAGGUCAAGAUCUCACACCUCCGCAGUGAGAUUCAGAGAGAGAAGAGAGCCAACAAGGGAUCAAAAGUCAUCGACCGGCUCAGGAAGAAAUUGUCCGAACAGGAGUCUCUUCUCCUGCUAACAUCUCCGAGUAUGCCGCUCCGCGCCUACAACAAGAACGGAAAGAGCUACGGUUUCCUGAUGUCAUCUGACUAUGAACGUGCCGAGUGGAAGGAGAUAAUCAAAGAGCAGCAGAAGAAAUGUUUUAAAACGUCCUCCUUGACGUCCAUGGAGUUACAAAUGUUGACCAACUCCUGUGUCAAACUACAGACUGUUCACCACAUUCCACUCAGCAUCAAUAAAGAAGAGGAUGAAUCCUCUGGCCUCUGCGGGUUCCUGAAUGUAAUCGUCCACUCUGCCUCCGGCCUCAAACAGAGCUUAA